Molecule: messenger RNA, 4783 nt
Organism: Pneumocystis murina B123
Lineage: Eukaryota; Fungi; Ascomycota; Pneumocystomycetes; Pneumocystales; Pneumocystaceae
Exons: 14
Coding region: 11-4570 (1519 amino acids)
Cellular component (GO): cytosol
Source: RefSeq, a predicted model, not a curated record
AAGCUUUAAUAUGCCUAUACAGUAUAAAGAAAAAGACGAAAUGUCAGUAUUUUCUGGCAAAUCGGAUAUAUCUCGAGUAAUUUUGAGAGAACUUCAAUCUAUAAAGAAGGAAUUAGAUGAUGGAGAAAUAACAAAAAAAGGAUAUGAAAAAAGAAGGAAAGAAAUAUUAUUGAAAUAUAAGGAUAAUAUGGAUUCAAAUGAAGAUUCUUUAAAUAUAAAUAAAGAGGUAUUCGGAAAUCAGAAUACAAACGGAAAUUAUGAUUUUGAAUUAAAAAACAUGCCUUAUGAUAAGAACAGUGAUCAUACAAAAUCAAAUAAUGAUCAGACAUUUUACAACCAUGAAUAUCUUAUGGAGGAUUCGUAUAAUUACAAGAACAAUAGAUCAUCAGAUGAACAAUCUAAUUCUAUUUCAAACAAAAAACUUCCGGAAUCUUUAAUAGAACAAGUAGGAAAACAACAAUUGCCUUUUAAACCUAGAGGCAUACCGUUUUCAGCAUAUGAUCGACAUGAUCCAAGAUUUCUUACGACUAAAUUUGACAAUAUUGCCUCUGUUUUUCGUUAUAGGAGUAAGAUGGCAUCAAAAAAGAAAGCAAUAAUUGUAUCCGAUAACAAAGGGAGAGAAAUGAAUAAUAUUACUUAUAAUAAGCUUUUAACUCGUACAGAAAAAGUAGCACAAGCUAUUAAAAGCAAACCAGAAUUUCAACGAGGAAGCAGAGUAAUCUUAAUAUAUAAUAAUUUUGAAAUUAUAGAUUUUGUGGUAUCACUUUUUGCUUGUUUUAUUGCAGGAGUAAUCGCAGUUCCUGUCAAUAAUUAUAAAGAUAUCACUGAAUUAUAUGAGAUCUUAAUAUCAACGCAAUCUCGUCUUAUUUUAACUACUCAUAUAAAUCUAAAGAAUCUCCAGAAAAGGCUGAUAGAUAGAAAAUUACAAUUGCCUUAUGUGAUAGAAUGGUGGGAAACCAACAAUUUUGGCGGCUUUUACAGCAAAAAAAAGCAUAGUAGUGCACCUUUACAAACUCAUGAUUUAGCCUAUAUUGAGUAUUCACGUUCACCUACUGGGGAACUUCGUGGUGUGGUUAUACCUCACUCUACUAUUGUAAAUCAAAUGAUCAGCUUAAGUACCACUAUUUCUAGUACUCCGAAAAAUAUAAAAAAACAAAUGUCAAACAAAAAUUCUAGCAAAAAACAUUCCACUACUGAAGAUAGUGAAGUCUUUAUUACAUAUCUGGAUCAAAGACAAGCAAUAGGAUUGAUUUUUACUAUUUUUUUUUCUAUUUAUAGUGGAAGUACAACAGUAUGGUGUUCUCAAAAAGCAGUUUCUGUUCCUGGUCUUUGGGCAAAUCUUAUUACUAAGUAUAGAGCUACUAUGAUUCUUGCAAAUUACCCUGGAUUAAAAACAGUAACAUACAAUUAUCAGGAUGAUCCAAUGCAAACUCGUAAAUUUAAGAAAAAGUAUCCUAUUGAUUUUUCCAGUAUUCGUCUUUGUUUAAUAGAUUGUGUUUGUGUUGAUCCAGAAUUCCAUGAAAUAUUAGCAGAUAGAUGGCUAAGACCUCUUGGGAAUUCUAGACCAUGGGAGGUUUUAUCACCUAUACUUUGCCUUCCAGAACAUGGAGGUAUGGUUAUUUCUAUGAGAGAUUGGCUUGGCAGAGAACAGCAAAUGUUAUCGGAUUUCACAGACAACCAUAAUAUAUCUACAAAUAAUGAACUGGCUCAAGUUCUAUUGGACAAAGAAGCUUUGAAAACCAAUAAAGUGGUUAUACUUUCUGAAGAAAAGAACAUAAAAGGUAAAUAUGACGAUUUAGAUGCUGUUACAGUUGGAUCAUUUUGGUAUCCAAUAGCAGAUACUACACUUGCAAUUGUUGACCCAGAAACAUCAAUAUUUUGUAACUCGAAUGUUAUUGGAGAAAUCUGGGUUGAUAGCCCUAGUUUGAGUGGAGGAUUUUGGAAUUCACCACAGCAAACAAAAUCUUUAUUUCAUGCAAAAGCAUAUAUGAUUGACGCCGAAACUUCUAAACAAGUUGUUUAUAAUCAAGAAUUUCUAAGAACAGGUUUACUUGGUUGUAUGAUCAAAGGCCGUAUUUAUGUACUAGGAUUAUAUGAAGAUAGACUUCGACAACGAAUUGUAUCAAUUCAAAAUAAAGAUGCAAUAGAAUAUAGGUAUCAUUAUGUUUCUCACUUAGUCCAAACUAUUAUGAGGAAUGUCCCUCAUGUAUUUGAUUGUACAUCAUUUGAUAUUUUUAUCAACGGAGAAUAUUAUCCUAUUGUUGUUCUCGAAUUUCCAGCAUCAAUUAUUACUCCAGAUCCAUCAGAACAAUCGAAUACUUCGAAUCAUAACAUUUUGGAUGCUAUUACACAAAAAUGUAAAAAGGCACUUUUAAACUCACAUAAUAUCAAAGUAUAUUGUAUAAUGAUGGCCUUAUCGAACACAUUGCCUAGAGUAAAUAAAAAUGGACAUAAAGAAAUUAGUAACAUGCUUUGUCGAAAAGGAUUCGAAUUAGGCACACUACCGUGUGAACACGUCAAAUUUUUAAUCAAUGAAGUAACACUUGAUUUACCUGUCGGGGAAGAUCCAAUUGGGGGAAUUUGGUCAAAGGUAGCCACACAAAAGCGUCAGGAAUUAUUAUGUUCAGAAAAGAAACAAUAUAGCGUAGGAGAUGAACGAACAUUAUCAAUGGAUGAUCAAACUUUAAUAAAUUUAUUUGCCUAUGGAAGUAUAAUAGAUGUUUUACAAUGGAGAGUAGCAAGCCAAAGUGAUGAACUUGCUCUUUCUGUAAUAGAUAGCAAGGGUAGAGAUAGAGGCGUCACAUGGAAAAAGUUGGAUUUAAAAAUUGCAAAUGUAGCAAAUUAUCUUAAAUUUAAAAUUAAACUUCAAUCAGGAGAUCACGCUAUUUUGAUGUAUACACAAUCAGAUGAUUUUCUAUAUGCAAUACAUGCAUGUUUUUGCCUAGGAAUCAUUGCAAUUCCAAUACCUCCACUUAAUACGUCUCGACUUUCAGAAGAUAUUCCAUCUUUUCUAGGUGUAAUUUCGGAUUUUAAAAUCAAAGCUGUUCUCGUUAAUAACGAAACAGAUUCAACAUUUAAAAGCAAAUUAUUUUCUUAUAACAUUAAGCGUUAUACAUCUAUAGCAAAAAUAGUUCUUCCUAAUAUAAUUAAUACGUCAAAGUCUCCCAAACAAACAUUAGGAUGCAUAGAAUCCGGAUUUAUGUUAGAUCAGGAAUGGAUAGAUUUGAAGGUUCCUGCAUUAAUAUGGUUAUACUGGUCUCCUGAUCGACGACGUACAGCUGUAGAAUUGGGACAUGAAACUAUCAUGUCUUGUUGUAGAAUUCAAAAAGAAACAUGUCAAAUGUCUAGUUCCCGGCCUCUUCUUGGAUGUAUGCAGGGAACGUCAGGAAUAGGAUUUCUUCAUUCAUAUAUUUUAGGAAUAUAUAUAGGUGCAACUACGUAUCUUGUAUCACCAAGAGAUUUUAUUGCCAAUCCGUUGAUUUUAUUUGAUUCUAUUGCAAAGUUUAAAGUUAAAGAUACUUAUAUAGCCCCAGAAGCUUUAAGUGAUGCUAUUGAAGCUAUUCAAACAAAAGACACAUGUUUACAUGAAUUAAGAAAUUUAAUGAUAACUUUCAAUAGUCGACCUCAAUUUGAUUAUUUCCAACGAGUAAAAAGCGAUUUUUCAGAAUCGAUAUUAGAUCCUAAUUCUCUAAGCAAUGUAUAUUGCAACGUUUUAAAUCCCAUGAUAACAACAAGAUCAUACAUGUCUAUAGAACCUAUACAUUUAUAUCUAAAUAUAAAAAGUCUACGACAAGGAAUCAUUGAACCUAUUGAUAUGAUUCACGAUCCAUUUGCUCUUCUUUUGUAUGAUUCUGGAAUGGUUCCUGUAUCUACUCAUAUUGCUAUUGUUAAUCCCGAAACAUGUGAUUUAUGUUCUGAAGGAGAAUACGGAGAAAUUUGGGUAGCAUCAGAUGCCAAUAUGAAAUCAUUUUAUGGAUCGAAAAAUAAAAUAGAUUUAGAAAGAUUCCGUGGGAUUUUAACAAAUAAUAAUCGGAAAGACAUUUAUGUCCGUACUGGUGAUUUAGGAUUUUUAUAUAACGUACAAAGACCAGUAGGACCAGAAGGAUUACUUAUUGAAAUGCAAUCAUUAUUUAUUUUAGGAAGUAUUGGUGAUACUUUCGAAGUUAAUGGACUACUUCAUUUUCCAAUAGAUAUCGAAUCGUCAGUAGAAAAAUCACAUAAUAAUAUUUUGCCUGGUGGCAGUGCUGUAUUCCAAACAGGCAGUUCUAUUAUUAUCCUUAUUGAAGUUAAACAUAAAUCAAAUUUGCCAUCUAUAGUACCUGUAGUUGUGAAUACAGUUUUGAACAAACAUCAAAUUAUAAUAGAUACAGUAGUCUUUACAGCAAAAGGAAAUUUUCCUAGAUCAAGAGUUGGAGAAAAACAGCGUGGAAAAAUCUUGGAAUUAUGGUUAACAAAAAAAUUAGAAUUACUUGGCGAAUUUGUUAUCCGAGAACGACAAAACAUUAUUCCACAAACUCUUAAUUCAAGAAAAAAUUCAAAAGUUAAUUCUAUUUCGUCUCAUAAAACCUAACAAAACUGAAAAUCAAACCAAUUUGUGUCAUAAAUAAUAAUAGCUCGCGAUAUUCAAUUAUUUAUGCGAUAAUAUAUAUCCAAUUUAUCAUUAACUUCGAUAUUUUUUUUUUUCUAUAUCUUCAAUUAACCACUUAAACGCAUCAUACAACUUUAAUCCUAAAAGUGCGGAUACUUUAAAAAUAUUAUAACUGUGAGAAGUAAUAUCUUCUAA